GCCAAAAUCCCCGCACGGCAGAGGCGCCGCCCAAAACAGUCGCUCCACAGGCCAGUGGCGGCGCCAGACGCGAUCGGCUUCUCCGCCACCACGCACACCACCCCGACCACCACUCGCUCAACAUGCAGCUUUUCUCACGCAUCCCCGGGCGCCCAAUGGCAUCCCCUCGCCAGCACCCAGCAUCAGCACCAACAGCUUGUCGCUGCCCGGCGCCAUCCCCUUUGAACCCCGAUCAGCAGCGCCAAAACUCUGGUCGCCCGUCAUCCCCACACUCGGCCCUGUCGUGCCUGUCGAGCUGCUCAGUUGGUGUCUGUCUAUCUCUCUCCUCUGCCUGCCGGCUAUCAGCUUAAGCGGGUUCCUCAAAGCGGCCAACCGCUGGCCAAGGCUGUAUCUCGUAUCAAACCGGUGGCGGCACGGUCACGGUCCUUGACCUCCCAGGACAUUAGCAUGGGGAAGUCAAAUAUCGGAGCAUCAGACAGUAUCUCAUUCUCGAGUGUGAGUGCUUGGCGAGUUCUCUUGGGGAUCCAAAGGUGCAGAUGAAAUGGGAUCUGGAGCACAGGGCCUCAGCAUCCAACAGUUCUUGCAGGUCGAAACCACCAACUCAACAUCGAGAAUGGCAGCCAUGAAUUAAUGCCAUGCUUGCUCUUAGCGAUUGUGCCAACCACAAGGCUGGGCGCAUCUUGGCAGUCUUGCUACCGCGACAUGAUUCCUACGUCCGCCUUCGGGGGCAAAAGUUCUGCAGGCUCGGCUUCUGGCCCCAUACACUUUCUGCAGGAGGACGACGACGAAGGAGGCUACAACUCUAUCGUGUCGACUUUGAGGCAUGACCCUUGCCUCAACAAUCAGAGUCGUGCUGGCCAAC
Molecule: messenger RNA, 862 nt
Organism: Microdochium trichocladiopsis
Lineage: Eukaryota; Fungi; Ascomycota; Sordariomycetes; Xylariales; Microdochiaceae
Exons: 2
Coding region: 123-350 (75 amino acids)
Source: RefSeq, a predicted model, not a curated record